Molecule: messenger RNA, 2237 nt
Organism: Grammomys surdaster
Lineage: Eukaryota; Metazoa; Chordata; Mammalia; Rodentia; Muridae
Gene: Mrpl43
Product: mitochondrial ribosomal protein L43
Exons: 4
Coding region: 1511-1957 (148 amino acids)
Biological process (GO): mitochondrial translation
Cellular component (GO): mitochondrial large ribosomal subunit
Molecular function (GO): structural constituent of ribosome
Source: RefSeq, a predicted model, not a curated record
AACUGUUCGAGGUAAGGGAGUAGGGCAGGGGGUAAGCAGACCGUUCCUCGGGGCAGGGAAAGGGUUGGCAGGCCCGUGGACUGGCUCAAGGCCAGGCUGUCCAGUUCACGGCUUGUCAGGACCACCUCCGCAUCUCUACGGCUGAUCAGUGGUAAUCCAAAUAGGUUGUGAUAGACACCAGGCCGGGGAAUAGUGGUGUCUACGUAGUGUACUCCAUUUUCCUGACCCUCAGCCCCUAGUAGCUUCAGGCCACGUAAUCCUGAGCUCCCAGGGGUGAACCAAGGAAAGACCAGACUUCGAGUAGAUCGAAGAUAUCGGACAUUGAAUCUCCUGAGUGUGUCAUCUGUCACCUUGGUAAGGCCAAACACCACACGAGCUAGCUGGGCUUCCUCAGGGUCAGGAAGCUCCCAAAGAGGUAUGGCUCGGUUCCAGAUUCUCAAGACCUCCUCCCUGUCCUCAGCUUCUGGGCCCUCCCUAAGUAGGACUCCCUCUUUGGCCCCAUCCCCUCGUCCCUCCACACUGGCCUGGAAGUCUUCCCAGCUCCCUUCUGCUAGGCUGGUCAUGCAGAGAAAGUGUCCUGUGGUCUUGUCGAUGAAGAGGCAGAAGGAAGUGGUAGCAUCCUUAUUCUGAUUUUUGAUGUCUGAGGACGCCACAAAGGGACUUGGUGCUCGAAGGCAGCUGUGGCCAUCCUGGAAGGGGAUCCCAUGUGCACGUAAAUAUUGGCGGAUUUCAGUUGUAGUCACAGGUGACAUAGGUAUCUCUAAAGCUGGGAGCGCUUCUUUUCUGUACCUUCUACGGGGAGGGCCUGGAGCCAAGCUUCGGGGCAGGCCUCUCCUACCCACCCACUCCCCACGAAGUGGCAGCAAGAUCCGGAGAGGAUACGCACGUCGGAGAAGCAGCCACAUUUCCUAAUGGAGUGGGAUGCAACUGCUGCAAAAACUUUUGGUAUCUGGUUUAGUGCCUUCACUUGGAACCUUCCACAAAGCACUCACAGAACUCACAAUUGCUGGCUUUUCUCUUUUUCUCUACUAAAACUUCUUUAAGAACACAGUUCUUAAUCCCCUUGGUUGCCUGUAUAUUGCUACUUCAUCCCUACACACCUAUACUACCCUUUCUCGUCUACGCCCCUCUCUGAAGAUUCUCAUAUUUCUAGGGCCUUCUACGGUCCCUCAAUCUAAACGGCUUCUCUGUAUCAUCUCUUCACGUCUACUACCCCUCUACGGACUCUCCUCGCCAACCUCAUCUCUACGGCUUUCCGCAUCCUGUCUGAACCCCAACUCCAGGCGCUCUUAGUUCCUAGCGCUCACAGGGACCCUCCACACCGCUGGAGGUCACGCGCUCAGGCCCGGCGUCCUCACUGGCUCCGGGCUCUGCCCUCCACUUCAGAAGCUCCACGCUCCCGCCCCCAGCUUCGCGUCACCGCUCUCCUUUCUAGUGUUCUGUCCGCAACGUGGGUCGCCCGCACGCGCCAGUCGCUGUGACUCCGGAAGCAAAACUCUCCUAGGCGCCCAUGCCCCCGGAACCGGAAGUCGUCGGUCGCUACGUGCAGCAGCUGCAGCGUCUCAGCCUCAGCCUCAGCCGGGAUGCGCCCUCGUCCCGCGGCGCCAGGGAGUUCGUGGAACGCGAAGUGACCGACUUCGCCCGACGGAACCCAGGAGUCGUAAUAUACGUGAACCCGCGCCCGUGCGCCGUGCCAAGAAUAGUGGCCGAAUACCUUAACGGGGCUGUGCGCGAGGAAAACGUCAACAGCAAGUCGGUGGAGGAGAUCACGUCGCUGGUGCAGAAGCUGGCAGACCAAUCCGGCUUGGAUGUGAUCCGCAUCCGCAAGCCCUUCCAUACGGACAACCCUAGCAUCCAGGGCCAGUGGCACCCCUUCACCAACAAACGGACUGCCCUCCACGGGCUGCGGCCCAGAGAACUCCAGGAUUCUGCUCCGGCUUCCGUACAAGCACAGUAAAGAACCAGGCUUUGGACGGUGAAAGUGAUAGGAUUCGUUCCUCUUUCAGAUUUCAAAUGCAGGCCAAGUAGGUGGAGCCUACCAGCGAGGGUGUGGCCCGGGAGAAAGAAGAGCUUUCCCCAUUGCCCACUUGUAGCGAGGUGCUGCUACCUUGUGAAUACCCUAAUUCUGAUUCAGUUGGCCUCCUUGUAAACUGAGAUGUGAGAAGUGUACAACACUUCCAAAUGUUAUACAAGGACCUUGAUUUCUGAAAUACACAUAAUAAUGAUUUCAAAACACA